Molecule: messenger RNA, 5315 nt
Organism: Cololabis saira (Pacific saury)
Lineage: Eukaryota; Metazoa; Chordata; Actinopteri; Beloniformes; Belonidae
Product: cohesin subunit SA-2-like
Exons: 32
Coding region: 594-4142 (1182 amino acids)
Biological process (GO): sister chromatid cohesion
Cellular component (GO): cohesin complex; nucleus; chromatin
Molecular function (GO): chromatin binding
Source: RefSeq, a predicted model, not a curated record
AGCUUGACUGUGAGCUGCGGAGACGGUUCUCAGAAUCCUCCAAAACCUCCGAUUAACGUCAUUAAAAUGAUUAAAACUAUGAUUUAACUGUUUUAACUGUGACAUUACUGCGGUCAGAGUCAGGACGGUCCUGCUGAGGUCCUGCUGAGGUCCUGCUGAGGUCCUGCUGAGGUCCUGCUGAGGUCCUGGGGGAGGUCCAGGUCCUGCUGAGGUCCUGGGGGAGGUCCAGGUCCUGCUGAGGUCCUGCUGAGGUCCUGCUGAGGUCCUGCUGAGGUCCUGGGGGAGGUCCAGGUCCUGCUGAGGUCCUGGGGGAGGUCCAGGUCCUGCUGAGGUCCUGCUGAGGUCCUGCUGAGGUCCUGCUGAGGUCCUGCUGAGGUCCUGCUGAGGUCCUGCUGAGGUCCUGCUGAGGUCCUGCUGAGGUCCUGGGGGAGGUCCAGGUCCUGCUGAGGUCCUGGUCCUGGUCCUGCUGAGGUCCUGGUCCUGGUCCAGCUGAGGUCCUGGUCCUGGUCCAGCUGAGGUCCGGGUGAGGUCCAGGUCCAGGUGGAGGUCCUGCUGAGGUCCAGCUGAGGUCCAGGUCCUGGUCCAGGUCCAAGAUGAUUCCCGAAGCGUCGGCCGCUGCUUCAUCCGGGUCCUCGGAGGAGAGAGCCACCGGUGAUGCGGAGGCGUCCUCGUCUGGAGCUGUCAAUCAGUCGGAGGAGGACUCGGGGACGGAGAACCAGCAGAAGGUGAGACGGAGGAAGAGACCUCACCGUUUCUCCGAGAACUUCAAGACCAAGCGAGCGCGAGGCGGCGGAGCGGGACGAGGACAGAGGGACGCCGAGGCCGUCACCCUGUUCCAGGUGGUCACCAUGGGACGCAGCGCCAUGCAGGCGGUGAUCGAGGACUGGGUCCAGGCCUACGGGGGGGACAGAGACUCGUCCCUGCUGGACCUCAUCAGCUUCUUCAUCCAGUGCUCGGGAUGCAAAGGUCUGGUGGCAGCAGAAAUAUGUCGGAGUGAAGAGGACGGAGACGUCCAGAGCAAGAUGGUGGAGACGCUGGACGAGGACGCUGGUCUCCAGUAUAAGAAGUUCCUGGCGUUUCCCUGGAUCCUGACGGUCACAUGGCCCCUGGACACGGACACGGCCGAGUACCCUCUGGUGCAGUCCGGCCCGUACGGCCGCUGGUUCCACUCCGAGUUCUGCGACUUCGUCUCGGUCCUGGUGUCCCAGUGUCAGCGCGGCGUCCUGUUCGACGGCUACCUGAUGAACACGCUGAUCUCCCUGCUGACCGAGCUGUCGGACUCCUACAUCCGGGCCUUCAGGCACACCUGUACGCUGGCAGCCGUGAAGCUGCUCACCGCCCUGGUGGGCGUCGCCCUCAGCCUGGCCGGCGGCGUGGAGAACAGCCAGAAGCUGUUGGACGUCCAGCAGACCAAGACGGGCAGACAGAGGAGCGCACAGCUGGACAAGAUCCAGAGGAAGAUCACCGAGCUGCAGGAGCAGCAGGCGGAGGUGGAGAGCAUGAUGGACGUCGUCUUCAAGGGCGUGUUCCUCAAGAGAUACCGGGACGUGCUCCCGGAGAUCCGGUCUCUCUGCGUGGAGGAACUGUCCUUGUGGAUGAAGCUGAGCAGCUCCGUGUUCCUGAACGACAGUUACCUGAAGUACCUGGGCUGGAUGCUGCACGACAAGACGGCGGACGUGCGUCUCCGGAGCGUGGCGGGUCUCCAGAACCUCUACGGAGAUUCUCUGCUGCUGCCCAAGCUGGACCUGUUCACCAGCCGCUUCAAGGACCGGAUGAUCUCCAUGACGCUGGACAAGGACAACGAGGUGGCGCUGCAGACGCUGAAGCUGCUGCUGAACAUCUCCAGGACGUCUGAUGAUCUUCUCUCCGAGGACGACUACCAGCAGCUCCUGCAGCUGGUUUACUCGUCACAGCGCCCUCUAGCGGCGGUGGCGGGGGAGCUGCUCUACUCCAGGUUGCUGGCUGCUGGAACUGCUGGAGCUGCUGGUGGAGAACGGUCUGAAGAGCAGCAGAAGUUCUCGCGGCUGAAGGCUCUGCUGAGCUUCUACCAGGAGUCGGAGCUGCACAAGCACGUGGUUUACCUGGUGGACGCUCUCUGGGAUUGUGGUGGAGAUCUGCUGAAGGACUGGCCCACGUUCACGUCCCUGCUGCUGCAGGAGCCCUCAGGCUUCGCGCCGACAGAAGAGGAGCUGCUCGUGGAGAUCCUGGUGGCGUCGGUGCGUCAGGCCUCAGAAGGACCGGUUCUGGCCGGCCGGAGCGGAGCCAAGAAGGUGAUGAACGCCAGGGAGAAGAAGACUCACAUGGAGGACGGUCUGAGGAUCACGGAGCAUCUGCUGGGGGUUCUUCCUCCGCUCCUCUCCAAGUUCUCGCGUCGCGCCGAAGCCGUCGCCGCCUUGAUGAGAAUCCCCCAGUUCUUCCUGCCGGAGAGUCCAGAGGCCUCCAACACACAGGCUCUGUCCAGCCUGAUGGGUUCCAUGGCGGCGGUGUUGGACCUGCAGUCGGACCCGGCGGUCCUGGAGGCGGCGGCCCGGUCCUACCUGAGCCUGGUUGGGGGGGGACCGGGCUGGAGCGGGCCUGCCUCGGCCGCCCUAGAGGCGGGGGGGGGCCCGGGGGGGCCGGGCUGGAGCGGGCCGGCCUCGGCCGCCCUGGAGGCCGUGGUGACGCGGUGGGUGGAGCGGCUGAAGGAGCUGCUGAAGGAGCUGCUGGGGAGAUCGGUCACGGGGGAGAGCUUCUCUGCUGAUGACGAGACCAUGACAGACAUCUUAACGACGCUGAAGAAGCUCAAAGCUUUCCAGAACUGCCACGAGCUCCGGCGCUGGAGACUCCUGGACCUGCUGACCCCCCUACUGGAGGAGAGCGGUGGGGGGGCCCCCCCAGAGCUGCUGCAGGAGGUUCUGCAGAUCUGCUCCUUCAGCGUCAUCUGGUCCCUGAACACCAGCAGCACCUCGCUCACCUGCAGGGAGGAGGCCGACUCCCAGCGGCUCCAGCUCCGUCUCUUCUGUGACAGCAGCCACCGCCGUCUGUCCCACCCCGACCUCGCCGUCAGGACUCAGGCGUUCCUGGGCGUCUGCGACGUCCUGACGGCUCACUCCUACCAGCUGCACCUGUGGGACCCCACCUCCUUCGGCCCGCUGCUCUACACCCCCAGCCCCCGCCUGCAGAGGGCGCUGCUGGCCUUCCUGUUCGCUCACGUGUUUGUCGACUGCAAGAACCCAGUGGGUGAGGACGGCGAGGUGGAGAAGUUGGAGGAUCUGCACCGCCGGAGGAACCUGCUGGCCGGAUACUGCAAGCUGGUCGUCUACGGAGUCCUGGAGAUGAGCUCGGCGGCCGCCGUCUUCAUGUACUACGUGAAGCACUACAACGACUUCGGUGACAUCAUCAAGGAGACGAUGUGCAGGACCCGGCAGGUGGACAAGAUCGAGAGUUCCCGGGCCCUGGUGCUCUGCCUGCAGCAGCUGUUCGUGCGGCUGAAGCGGGAGCAGAACCGGGGCGGCCGGCCCGAGUCGGGGGUCCAGACCUUCACCAGCAUCAAAGAACUGGCCCGGCGGUUCGCCCUGACCUUUGGGGACCAGGUCAAGUACCGGGAGUGUGUCGUCAUGAUCCACAGGAACGGCAUCGAGUUCGUGUUCGGGGAUUCCGGUCGGGGCGAGCUGACGGCGCCGGCGUACCUGAGCUACCUGACCAUCCUCAGCGAGUUCUCCUGCAAGCUGCUGCGGCCCGACAGGAAAACAGUGUGCUCGUAUCUGCAGACUCACACCGCCGACCACCUAGCCGAGCUCCGUGACGAGAGCUGGCAGGCUGUGAUCCACUACCGGGCCUCGUUACUGGCCGUCGCUGACGGCGAGGACGGCGUGUCCUAUGUGAGCUCGGACUGCAGGGUCCCGCGCUCCUACUCCAGGCAAGGAAGCAGCAAGUCUCCCGCCGGAUCCUUCAGCCCCUUCAGUCCUGGUGGAGCCAGCAGAGCUCGGGCCAGCGUCAGCUCCAGCUGCCAGGACCGGGACCAGAUCCAGGACCGGGACCAGAUCCAGGACCGGGACCAGAUCCAGGACCGGGAUCCUCUCUCCGUCCUGCUGGAGUCUCCUGCCUCCGUCCUCAGCCUCAGCAGCGACGUGGAGGACGGACCGGUGGAGGUGGAGCUGUGAGUCUGGACCGGUACCAGGACCGGACCUGCAGAGAACUGGACAUGCAGAGACCUGGACCUGCAGAGACCUGGACCUGCAGAGACCUGGACCUGCAGAGACCUGGACCUGCCUGGACCUGCAGAGACCUGGACCUGCAGAGAACUGGACCUGCAGAGACCUGGACCUGCAGAGACCUGGACCUGCAGAGACCUGGACCUGCAGAGACCUGGACCUGCUGAGGCCCUGUUUCCACAUAUCAAAAACGCUGGUGUUUUCAUGCGUUUUGUUCGUUCGUUUACACGAAAACGAAGCUCAAAUUCUCCAAAAACCAUCAUUUCUGAAAACUCCGGCCAAAGUGUAGAUUUUUAAAACCUCCGUCUUCACGUUUGCUUGUAAACGGAGAGAAACGGACAUUUAUUCUUCAGAACGUCACAUUAUGAGACAGAAACGUCACCAGCGUCAUGAGUGACACCUGUGGUUACAAUUAGUUUGUAACCGUCAAUAUUUUCUUGUAUUUUACCUGUUUUAUAUUUUAAAGUAACUGCACUUCUCUGUCACUCCAAACCAAAGACUCUGGUUCAUCUUGGAAGUAACUGGAAGUUACUCGUGUCAUUUGUUGAUGUUUUUUUCCAGGAUUCUGAUUGGCUAGCAUGACUUUAUCUUCUCGUUACACUGCCCCCUGUAGGUUUGGCUGCUCAUAGCACCUUAACAGAUAUUUAUGCAGGUUCCUGGAAAUGAUGGGGUUUUUAUAAACGUAGAGGGGGAAAUAUCCGUUUUUGUAAAUACUCUGUGGAAACGUGGCCAGAGACCGGAUCCGCCUGGACCAGAACCCGCCCUGGUACCAGCAGGACGACCUGCCUGCCCUCCGGCCGACGGUGCAGCGUUUGCUAAACAGUAUAUUUGUAGAUCAGGGACCUGAAGCUGAACUCGGGUCGACGUGGUUCUGGUUCUGGUUCUGUUUCUGGUUCUGGUUCUGGUUCUGUUCUGAACUGGACUGUAAACACGACCCGUAUUAAUGUUCAGAGACGCUACGUUGAGACAUUUGUACCAUGUUUUUUUACAUAAAGCUGCUGUUUCUCGUUUUCUUAGACCAGAAUAUUGAGUUGUUGCUUUAAUUUCCUUCCUGUCACUUUAUGUAAAGUAUUUUAAAUAAAAACUGAAGUAUAAUAUUCAAAUGGAUCUAAUAAACUCCUA